GCGAAUAUGGGAAAAAUUGCUAAGAUAAGGGAAUGGGAUGUCUGACCAUUGUAGGGAUCAGUGCGGAUCACGGGCCAGGAGAACAGAGGCGAGUGUGCGAUGGCGCGAAGAAGAACGUUCCUUGAGGAACGCCCCUUGGGCAUUGAACCGCCUAGGGAAGUACCGGGUGAAGUAGAGGUUAGCUUGCCGGCGGCAAGUGAAGGCUGGCACCAGGUGGCGGAUUGGGUCGGGAUCGAGCUUGCGAAAAAUAUGGUUUACUUGGUGACGAAAGUUGAGUGGCGUGCGGCCGAGAAUGGGGAAUGGAACCCAGACCCACGGGGGCACGUGCGCGCAGAGGGGCGGUUGUAUGUGUCGGAAAACGGAUGGAGGGAGUUCGGAGUUCGGCUGGCAUCAGGAGAAGACCCGUUGAGCAUGUUUGCAGGGGCAUCGCAGUUAGUAUGGCAAGCGGGAUUUGAGUUCGCAGAUCCGGGGGUUGACGAUGUAACAACGGACCUUAGGGUAGCCAUGGUUGGGAGUUUUGAAUUGCCUAGUGAAAGUGUACGAAUGAGGCUUCCACCCUUCUUGCUGGAAAAACUGGGCCGCUUGGAACUUGUUAGACAAGCAAUAGCCGAUCUCGCAAGCCUGACAUAUGAAGAAGCGAUGGUACAUCGAGAAUACUACCGGGCCUUCUUAGAAAUGGGGCCGUUCAGCGGAGAGCAGAAGUACGAGGUGUUGCGCAUCCUGCGUGCUGUGUUUAGUACCAGGUCGAGGGUUCCGGUCGUGGGAAGUGAGGCCCUGUGGGGCGUCGUCCGACGGGAGAUAGACCGAGGAAUGGCGUACGUAGAUGAUCUGUACCGAUUACAUGAGCAGACGGAGGAGGGGACAGGUAAAGAAAUGACGACGGAGGAAGGGAUCGAUGACCAGCAGAGCGGAGGGAAUCAAGGCACGAAUGAGAAUGGGGAACGAAACGAGGGAUCAGCCAGGGAUCGAGAGUCGGCCAAACUGGAGGGGACCCGAGAAGACGGAAAGGACGCCUCAAUUGGAGAAAGUUCGGGGAAAGCUGGGGGUAGCAAAAGGGGACCUCAGGAAAACAGGGAAGGGGGAAACGAUAUGAGAACAAGUCCUCGGAACUCAGCAGGAGCCACCCCUAAAAAGACGAAAGUCUUGGAUACCAGUCAUAAACUGGCAGAGAUAGAGAAGCGGACCGCGAAAUUUAAGGCAAGACUUAUCGAGCAGAUGAUGGCCGGGGAUGAGGAGGACCUCCAGGACGCAGGGUCACGUGAAGGACGCAGGGCUGGUCAAGACGACGUUAGGUAUGAGGGGAAGGGCAAGAGCGACCCCCCGGCGGAAGGAACGGAAAACGCUAUGACCCCACCCGCCAUUGACAGCGGCACUAGCAGACUACCCGCCACACCGAAAGUAACAGGGGCGUGUGACGGACUCUGGAGCCUUAGGGAGAGAGUGCUAGGAUGGUUCAGCCUAGAAGGAAUACCGAAAACCAGGGAGAAGCAGAGGGAAAGCAAGGAAGGGGAAGAAGCCAGUGCAGCCGGGGAAGCGGGUGACUCCGAAAACCGUCUCAAGAAAGUAGUCGCCACCCUCAACAGGAUACUGAACAAGAACCAGGGGUAUCUCACAGAUGCAAAAAAGAAACUCACAUUCGAUGGGGCCAACAUUACGGAGUUUCUAAUAGACUAUGAGAACCUAGCAGCCUUACUGAAAUGGACGGAAGAGGAAAAGAUGGAGCACCUAGGACAGCACGUAUCGCUAAGUUUGGGAAGGGACAUUAUGGUCAUCGUCGCCUCCAGUGGAUCCUAGAAAGAGACCAGGAAUGAGAUGAUGAAGAAAUACCUGAAGGCAAAAAAAAUGGCAACAGAGGCAAAAUUAGCCG
Molecule: messenger RNA, 1867 nt
Organism: Chara braunii
Lineage: Eukaryota; Viridiplantae; Streptophyta; Charophyceae; Charales; Characeae
Source: the annotation of a GenBank genome assembly